AGACAUGGAAAAAUUGACAUGCACUUAAUCACGAGAUUCAACAUUCGAACUAUAAUCAAAAUCACUUAACCUGAUUUCUGACCUAACCCUCUAGAGUCUAGACUAACAAUGAUCGUUUUAUAUAAAAUUAUAAAAAGGUUAUUGACAAUAAAAUAUAAAGACCAUUAUGAACUAAAUUGAACUCAAUCCAAACGACCUAAUUGUCACCUCUAAUAAAGCUAAAAAAAACCGGCCUCAAUUACCCUCGUACCUCCCUUUGCCAAUUGCAAAUUGCCAAGACUCCGAAGUCCUAACUAAGAUCAAAACGAUCCAUCUUUUUCUUAUCUUGUUAGCGGGCGAAGUGAGAAAAUGUUGGGCACUGCUGCACCCAUCUUGCAGUUACACACAUUUCUCUCUUUCCCUCACAAUAACAAAUGGAGCACCAAAUCACCAUUGAAGUACAAGAAGGUCGAAGUAUUUUCCUCAGUUUCUUCAAAUACCCAAACAAUUACUGAGCAGGUUUCUUCAAUUCCUGGGAAUUUAUCAGGGAAAGCAAAAACUAAGGAAAGGGUAUUCCUUUUGGAUGUAAACCCUAUUUGCUAUAAGGGGAGUUCACCCAGUUUACACUCUUUUGCUCACUGGAUUUCUCUCUUCUUUUCUGAAGUCAGCCUUAAUCAUCCUGUUAUUGCUGUACUCGAUGGGGAAGGAGGCCAUGAACACCGCAAACAAAUAUUACCGUCUUAUAAAGCACACAGGCUCAAAUAUUUAAGGCGUAUAUAUACAUCAAAGGGAUUCGAACAGCUUUCAAUUGGAAGGUCACUUAAACCUGUUAUAGAUUUUCUGAAAGAAUGUAAUGUGCCGGUCUUGAAGCUUGAAGGUCAGGAAGCAGAUGAUGUUAUUGCUACCCUAGCUAACCAAGUCUUAGAUAGAGGAAAGAGGGUGGUCAUUGCUUCACCUGAUAAAGAUUUCAAACAAUUGAUUUCAGAAGAUGUGCAACUUGUUCAACCAGUGCCUGAGCUCGAAAGGUGGUCCUUUUAUACACUGAAGCAUUAUAUUGCUCAAUAUAGCUGUGACCCGCAGUCUGAUCUAAGUCUACGAUGCAUUAUUGGCGAUGAAGUUGAUGGUGUUCCUGGAAUCCAGAAUCUGGUUUCAGGAUUUGGUCGGAAGACUGCUCUUAAACUCAUUAAAAAACAUGGAUCUCUAGAGAAUUUAUUGAAUGCAGCUGCUGUGAGAACUGUUGGAAAGCAAUAUGUCCAAGAAGCCCUUACAAAAUACACAUUUGAGCUUAGAAGGAACUACCAAGUUCUUUCCUUGAGGAGGGACAUUGAUUUGCAUUUUAAAGAAGAGUGGUUAUCCCAAAGAGAGACAACAAAUGAUUCGGUUUCUCUAGCUAAUCUGAACAACUUGUUGAGAGGAAGCUAAAUCCUCAAUUCUCAGAUGUAGGAUCCUGCUGAUCAAUAUGGUAAACUCGAGUAUGCAAGCAUAUGCUGUAUAUCCAUAUUUAAGGUGAGAGGGUGCUUGAGUAAUUUAUCGCUGUACCAUUCUUGACAUCUGUCCGUGACAAGACCUGCUUGGGUAAUCCAAAUGAAAAAAGAUGAUGAUUUCCAUGAUGGCAUGAGAGAAGAUAAGCGGAUUGGUGUCGCCCGUUUUCCACGUAUUGCUUAAAGCGAACAAUCAACAACCAAAGAUCAAGAAAAUCUUAUGCAGCCCUCCUGUUUAUCAAGAAAAUCUUAUGCAGCCCUCCUGUUUAUGCGUCACUGCAACCUGUCUAAUCCUGAAUUCGUUGUCAUAUAUCUGUUGCUUACUUCAUUGGCUCGAUAUGUAUCAAGCACAGGGGUAUUGCUCUGUUUGCUCAAAGUUGUCUUUGUAUAUCCUCUUUGGCAUUUUCGUUACUCGUUCAGCUGUCUUCUAUUUUGUGCAGUUGCGAAGUUGGAAAUUUUUUGUAUGAGAUUUGGAUGGUGUAGUCGUGGAAAAAUAUGUGGUAAAUAUGUUUGCAUGCGGCUCCCGUGGACAUCAGAAUUUCGUCAUUGCAAAUGUCAUUUUUUGGGAGGGACUAAUCAUAUUAUUCAUUUUUGGGUCCAUUGCUUUUACAAA
Chenopodium quinoa (quinoa) is the source of this 2073-nucleotide messenger RNA. RefSeq names its product DNA polymerase I-like. Bases 349 to 1401 code for a protein of 350 amino acids. Lineage: Eukaryota; Viridiplantae; Streptophyta; Magnoliopsida; Caryophyllales; Amaranthaceae. Gene Ontology annotation, molecular function: 5'-flap endonuclease activity; DNA binding. The transcript is spliced from 7 exons. The record is from RefSeq and is a predicted model, not a curated record. Gene Ontology annotation, biological process: DNA replication, Okazaki fragment processing.